AUGUCAGAGUUUAAACUGGUCGAGGAGAUUGACUCGGGCGUAUGGUUGGCCUCGAGAGACGAUACCGAGGGCCGCUUCCUUGCCCGUCGGGUCGCCGACUACCAGGACAACGACAACAAGGCUUCCGCCGCCCUCCUGGAGCUGCAUCAGGACUCGCUCGCACGGGUGCUCAACCACGAAAACAUCGUCUCGCUCGUCGGCCGCGCCAGGGAGCCCGAGGCGGGUGACUUCUUCGUGUGGGAUUACUGCGACGGGGGGAGCCUCGACACGCUGCUCGGCUGGGUGCGGUGCGAGUCGACGGCCUACCAUCUCCCCGAGGCUUUUUGCUGGCACGUCCUCCGCGCUCUCGUCCGGGCCGUGGCCUUUCUGCACGACGGCAAACGCCUCGAGGGCCGGCGCUGGACGGGGAACGCCGCCUGGAGCCCGAUCCUGCACCGCGCCAUCGAGCCGAACAACGUCUUCUUCCAGCAGCCGCGCGGCCACGAGGCGUACGGGCCGUGCAAAUUGGGCGGCUUUAGCGAUGCCACCGUGACCGGACACGUCCUGGGAGGGCCCGACACGUGGCCGUGCAGCAUAGCCGCCACCAUUCAGACUGGCUGGGAGCCGCUCGAGGAGACGCGAACCAAGAUUGCGCGCGAUCCGGGAAAGUGGAAGACUACGGAGCGGGCGUACACGCUGAGCGACGAGUUGUGGUCCAUCGGAAGCGUCGUAUUCACCCUGAUGAGCGGCCAGCGACUUACCCUCACGUGCCAGUCGCAGGGCUGCGUCCACGUCGCCAAGUGCAGCGAGGGCGGUUGCCUGCGGGCGGCGGCAGAGUCCAAGGGCUGCCGAUGCAUGCUGGGCGGGUGCGAGCACGUCCCCAAGUCGCAAGCCUGCACGCACGGAGUGUCGGACUGGCAGUGCGGGAAGCAGAGGCGGUGCAAGGAGGCCGUCGUCAACAUCGACUCGUGGCUAGCGCUCGCGAGGUACUCGUGCUGGCUGCGCGACGCGGUCAAGGCCUUGCUCGAGUUUGACCCCCAGAGCAAGCUGCUGACGGCGGAGGCGCUCCCGUUUGCCGAGCAGGUGGAGGAGGGAUAUCGGGCUUGGGAGGAGGCCACUGGUGCGAAGUAG
This is a messenger RNA of Purpureocillium lilacinum, 1110 nucleotides long. RefSeq lists its product as uncharacterized. Lineage: Eukaryota; Fungi; Ascomycota; Sordariomycetes; Hypocreales; Ophiocordycipitaceae. Gene Ontology annotation, molecular function: protein serine/threonine kinase activity; ATP binding. Gene Ontology annotation, biological process: chromosome segregation; protein phosphorylation. The record is from RefSeq and is a predicted model, not a curated record. Gene Ontology annotation, cellular component: cytoplasm; nucleus; centrosome.